AUGAUUGGCUCCCUUUUCACCGGCCCCAUCUGCGACCGCUUCGGCCGCCGCGCCGGCAUGAUGACCGGCUCCGUGCUCAUCAUGGUCGGCGCCGCGGUGCAGACGGCCGCGCGGUCCAACGCGUACCUCCUCGGCGGCCGGUUCGUGCUCGGCUUCGGCGUGUCCAUCGUGGCGCGCCCGUGUCGUUGGCUACUACAACACCUGUACGUCCUCAAAAAACCCUGCCGUCCCUUCUCCCCCCCCCCCCCCCCCCUCGCCACCGGCGUCGCCUACGCCGCCGUCAAGUCGCCCGGCGAGGAAGCCUUCCGCCUUCCUCUCGGCCUGCAGCUCCUCCCCCCCGUCUUCAUCUUCGCCGGCGCUCUCGUCAUCCCCGAGUCCCCCCGGUGGCUGACCAUGUGGGGCCGCAAGGAGGAGGCUGCCGCGGUGCUGGCCAAGUACCACGGCGGCGGCGACAUGCAGCACCCGAUGGUGCAGCUGGAGCUGCGCGAGUUCGAGGCCGGCCUGGAGCUGCAGCGCGCCUCGAGCGUGUGGAACUACUGGGGCCUGGUCGACUCGCACAACGCGCGCUGGCGGUUCGCGAUGAUGGCGUGCAUGUCCGUGUUCGCGCAGCUCAGCGGCAACUCGGUGCUGACGUACUACCUGCCGUCCAUGUACAAGCUGCUCGGGGUGAAGACGCCGGAGAGGAAGCUGCUGUUGACGUUUGCGAACACGAUCGUGUCGGGCGCGGGCGCGGUGGCGGGCUCGGCGCUGAAUGAUAGCGUGGGACGACGGACGAAGCUGUGGAUGGGUAGCAUUGUCCUGGCAGGCCUGUUUGGCGGCGUCACCGGCUUCUCCAGCUACUUUGAGGGCGGCAAGACGGACGUGAGCGCCACCAUUACCAACGGUGGCAUCGCCUUUAUUUUCCUCUUUGGCUGCGCCUACUCCUUCAUCUACACGCCUCUCACGGCCACGUACUGCGCCGAGGUGCUAUCCACCCCGAUGCGAGCCAAGGGCAUGGGAAUCCACGUCAUCCUGUCCAACUGUGCCAACCUGUACAACACGUACGUCACGGCCGUCGCGCUCGAGGCCAUCGACUUCCGCUACUACUUCGUCUUCGUCGGCCUCAACCUCGUCUACGCGGCCGUGUGGUUCUUCUUCGGCGUGGAGACGCGCGGCCGCACGCUGGAGGAGAUGGAGGAGGUCUUUGACGCCAAGUUCCCGCCGCGGGCGGCCCUGCAAAAGGCCGUCAUGGUCAAGCAGCGCGAUGGCCACCUGGCGGACGUCGGCGCCGGGGCGGCAGGCGAUGGGGAGCGUGUCUAG
This is a messenger RNA of Cordyceps fumosorosea ARSEF 2679, 1299 nucleotides long. Its product is annotated as hexose transport-related protein. Lineage: Eukaryota; Fungi; Ascomycota; Sordariomycetes; Hypocreales; Cordycipitaceae. The record is from RefSeq and is a predicted model, not a curated record. The transcript is spliced from 4 exons. Gene Ontology annotation, biological process: transmembrane transport; carbohydrate transport. Bases 1 to 1299 code for a protein of 432 amino acids. Gene Ontology annotation, cellular component: membrane. Gene Ontology annotation, molecular function: carbohydrate:proton symporter activity.